CAACAGCAGGUCACGAAAAAGUCGCCGACUGACUUUCUCAACAUUAUCCUAGGGCAGCGCGUGUUUGUGCGUUUGAACUCAGGAAUUGAUUACAAGGGUGUGUUGGCGUGCCUGGACGGAUACAUGAACAUUGCCUUGGAGCAAACCGAGGAGUAUGUGGAUGGAGAGUUGCGCAACCGCUACGGAGACGCCUUUAUUCGCGGCAACAACGUUCUGUACAUUAGC
This is a messenger RNA of Kickxella alabastrina, 225 nucleotides long. RefSeq names its product U6 snRNA-associated Sm-like protein LSm6. The record is from RefSeq and is a predicted model, not a curated record. Gene Ontology annotation, molecular function: RNA binding. Gene Ontology annotation, biological process: maturation of SSU-rRNA; mRNA splicing, via spliceosome. The annotation marks the transcript as partial. The transcript has a single exon. Gene Ontology annotation, cellular component: nucleolus; U4/U6 x U5 tri-snRNP complex; sno(s)RNA-containing ribonucleoprotein complex. Lineage: Eukaryota; Fungi; Kickxellomycota; Kickxellomycetes; Kickxellales; Kickxellaceae.